Messenger RNA from Stegostoma tigrinum, 2254 nucleotides. It is a transcript of the gene wdr4, whose product is annotated as WD repeat domain 4. Gene Ontology annotation, molecular function: protein binding; tRNA (guanine(46)-N7)-methyltransferase activity. Gene Ontology annotation, cellular component: cytosol; tRNA methyltransferase complex; nucleus. The coding region runs from base 191 to 1240 and encodes 349 amino acids. NCBI's taxonomy places the organism in Eukaryota, Metazoa, Chordata, Chondrichthyes, Orectolobiformes, Stegostomatidae. Gene Ontology annotation, biological process: RNA (guanine-N7)-methylation. The transcript is spliced from 11 exons. The record is from RefSeq and is a predicted model, not a curated record.
CAAGGCUUCAGGCUCUGUACCUGCCGCAAACCGCCGAGCCUGCAUCCCCACAGCGCCGCCGCCAUCUUCACAUUCAGCACUGACCGAGCCUCGCCGGAAAUGACCCGGACCCGACCACCGGGGACGCCGGAAAUGACCCGGACCCGAAUCCCGGGUACGCCGGAAGCUGGCUGGAAGUGAAUAGGUGAAGAUGGCGUUGGGUCGUUGCGGUUCCCUCGUGUUUCUCGGCGGCGGCGGCGGCGGCUCAUCGCCUCCCCGCAUCGCGGGCGUCACGCUCGGGGAGAGCGGGAAACCCUUUGUGUAUGACAUCCCCCCACAAACAGGAAGUCAGGCUGGACCAUCUGAUGAUGAGGAGAGGAAUGGUCUUGUGGCUUUUGCCUUUUCCCCCUCUGGGACCUACGUUGCUGUAACUAUGGAUAAUAAGCAGUUACUGCUGUUCCGUACCAGACCAUGGGAGUGCGUCAGUGUCCGCACAGCGCUACGUCGAUCCACUUCAGUGACCAUCACAGGAGCAGAGGACCGCAUCCUGCUGGCUGAUAAAUCUGGUGACGUGUACAGUUUCUCCAUCAGUCAGCCUGAUAGUCCAGGGCACCUCCAACUUGGGCACCUUUCCAUGCUGCUGGCCGUGGCAGUGAGUCCAGACGAUCGAUAUGUGAUUACAGCUGAUCGGGAUGAGAAGAUUCGAGUUAGUUUACUGGAGCAGCCACAUAUCAUUGAGGCAUUCUGUCUGGGCCAUCGCGAGUUUGUUAGUCAGCUUUCCAUUCCUCCGAAUCAUCCACAGCUUCUGGUGUCUGGCUCUGGGGAUGGGACUAUCCGACUGUGGGAGUAUGAAAAUGGAACUGAGCUGCACUGUCUUGAUUUGUGUGAGCUACACCCUUCUGGGUGUGAGAAGAAAAGAUGUGCUGUGGUACGUCUCGUUCACUGCAGAGGGAUGGAUUUCUUUGCAGUUCUGUGUGACAGUCUCUCCUUAGUGUAUGUUCUGGAGUUGGAUUUGAAAGCUGAGAGACUCAUUCACCAGCAGACGAUCACGGCGAAGCAGCGAGCCUGGGAUGUGACGUUCGAUGACUGUGGUGGGCUCUGGCUGUUGGAUGGUGACGUAGCUGUUCUAUACCAAUUACAUGAAGGGCUGUGGCGGGAAAUUCCAGAUCAUCCAGAUCAAAUGAGGAUCAAAGAGGUUAUCCGUUCCAACUGGCCAGUAUUUGGGGCUUGCAAGAACUGUGACAAACUGGCAGAAAGCUAGCCACCAGGAUACAUGAACAUCAACUCGCCACAAAACGACAUGACCCACUAUCACUCGUAUCCUUACGUACAGAUAAGGAAGGACACCACUUUGAUUGGGACAACACAUCCAUCCUAGGUCAAGCCAAACAGAGACAUGCAUGAGAAUUCCUAGAAGCAUGGCAUUCCAACCGGAAUUCCAUCAGCAAACACAUUGAUUUGGAGCCCAUCUACCAUCCUCAGAGAAAAAGAACAGGAAAUGACAUCACCAACCCAAGGAAACCUAAACACUUAAAUAGAAAGCGGGACAUAACACCAGCGCUUCGACAGAGGCUCACUGAUGAUGUUACCUAGAAUGGUGACGAAACGUCUGAAAACUAACCUUCCAGCUCAGCGAGCAAACUCACAUCCAGAACCUCAACCUGAGCUACAAAUCUUCUCAAAACUCGCUAUAAAUUCCCCUGUCUUGCCCAUAUGGGCCCAUGUUUUUAUUUUUCCUUUCACGUCCUUGUAGAAGCGUUUACAGUCUGUUUCUUUGUUUCUUGUCAAUUUAGAGUUAUAUCUUCUCCAUUUCUUUAUCAGUUUCUUGGUUCUCUUUUGUUGAAUUCUGGUAUGCACCCAAUCUUCAAGCCUGCUGUUUUUUUGGUAACUUUAUAAGCUUCCUCCUUUGAUAAAAUGUAAUCUUUAACUUCUCUUGUGAGCUACAGUUGGAUCACUUUUCCUGCUGGGUUUUGUGCCUUACGGGAAUGUAAAUUUAUUAUGAACCGCAUAUUAAUACUUACAUAAAUCACCCUGAACCUCUGAAUUAGAUUCCAGUCUGCAACUCACUCCCAGAUAUAUUGUUCUACACGUAAAUUCCACAAAAACCUUCGAUUAGAUUCUAGCCUUUAUCUGUUCUUUCUCUUCUUUCUGACAGGCUCGGGGUCUGCUAUUAGCUACAGUAAUUUGUACAAAAUGAGCAUUGAUAACAUGGCUGAAUAUCAGUUGAAGAAAGAGCAGAGAAUUGAUCAAAGACAGAAUAAAAGGACAUCGGAAC